CGGAGCUUUGUUUUGGUAAGCUGUAUGCCUCCUGUCUUCUUUGAGUUGCUACUAUAACACAGCUGCCUCUACCUAUUUGUGAAUGGAGUUGUGGGAUCAAUGCAGAAGCCUGCGCAGAAGGAGAGUUCUUUCAUUACUCCGCAAUAAAUUUUAUGAGAAGAAGUUUGGGUAUAGUUCAGUGCGUUGAGCAGAACCAAGUUAGAGCCUGGUUUUCUGAUCUCGCCAAUAGAUGAGCCAGUUGACGAAGUUGGGGCUGGAACGUAUUGAUUCUUCAAUUUGAAGUCGGGGUUUCGAUUUUCGAGGGUAGAGGUUGCAUUGUGCAGUUGUAGGUUGUAGGUUAUAAAGUGCGCGAGAUUGUUACGUAUUUGUGUCGCCAUUCUGUAGAGUUCAGUCUACUUACUGAGGUUAGAACAAUGGUAGAGAAAGCAGCUUCGUUGCCAAUGUAUGGCAAGCGAGGUGGCAACCUCCUUGCUCCUCUCAAGAAGAGCUCCUCUUGCAUAGCCAAGAAAUCUUCGUCGACACCUGACAAAUCUGCUUGUGAAAACAGAGCGUACAAGGGCGUUCGGCUGCGGACGUGGGGGAAAUGGGUGUCGGAAAUCAGAGAACCUAACAAGCGAUCUCGCAUAUGGCUAGGUUCUUUCCCCACCGCAGAAAUGGCGGCGAAAGCUUACGAUGCCGCGGUGGUGUGCUUGAGAGGUCGAUCAGCCACAUUAAACUUUCCAGAUUGUCCUCCGCCAUUGAUUCCUCAGUCAAGAACUCCGCGAGACGUCCAAGCCGCUGCUGCAGCCGCUGCGGCGGCAUGCGCACCCCCCGCCUUCGCCGACGACAAGCACCCACCGAUGGCCACCGUCACAUUUGAGAGCAGCAAAUUAGCCCAUCCCAGCCUCAGCUCUUCCUCCGACGAUGAAUCGCAGGAAUCUGACGACGCUUAUGACGGUGAAGACGCUGCUCCUGCGCUGAUGAGCCCAACCACUCACAUGGAAAUCGCACCCGUGGAAAUGUGGGUGAACACCGAAUUCGGCGAAACGAAAUCAGCACACGACGAGUUCGAAUUCCUGGCAGAAUUCAUGUUGGAUUCCGAGCCCCCCAUGCUGGAGAUCCCGUCAAUUGUUGCGGAAGACGAAGUCAUUUACGAGCCUUUUCUGUGGUCUUACUCUUGAAUUGUUCUUCAAAUUUCGACGCGUAAACUCAAUGACAAUCGCAGUAGAGAUGCUCCACGACCGAGGGCUCGCCUGAGUCACUAAUCGCAGCAGAAAUCCUCAAGGAAUUCUCGAAUCCACUAUACAGAAUCGUCUGUGAAGCAUUCGGAAGCUCGCCCAUCGGCUCACACCAACGAGGACCCUAAACGCCGAGGGAACAAGAGGACUCGUUCACACCGGACUCACCCAAUCGAGAUCAGAAUUAUCUGGAUUGUGUGUGUGAACGCACUGCGGGAGGGGAUCGAACGCCACAACACACGUGGAGGGUUCGGGACCACUCGAACGGACCCCCUCUUGCUGACAUGGCGAGGUUGGCCACGUGUCUGGUCAUAUUUGGCGCCGAACCUAGCACUGGCCACGUCGGAUUGAGGCCCAUAUCUACGUGGAAAUCGCAUUUUGGGGUCGUUGAAGAUACGGCAAUUAGUAUGGGUCGCUCCAAUUUGUAACUAAAUGAGGUUUUAUUUUAAACGAAACAUUUGUUUCUAGGUGAUGUUAUAUGAAUAGUUUGGAGUGGUUACAUGGGUUAUGAGUUGGAUACUACGAAUUAGCAUUAAAAAUACAUUAGGAAAUGGAAUUCAAACAUGGGGGAUUUUCCAAGUGUAUUUGGAAAAUCAAUCCCCCAUGUGUGUGUGUGUGUGCAUAUAUGUAUGGUAGUUUUAUAGAGAAUUAUUAUGUUUUGUGUAACAAACGACAACAUGAUGUUCAAAAAAGUAA
Molecule: messenger RNA, 1913 nt
Organism: Physcomitrium patens
Lineage: Eukaryota; Viridiplantae; Streptophyta; Bryopsida; Funariales; Funariaceae
Biological process (GO): regulation of DNA-templated transcription
Molecular function (GO): DNA-binding transcription factor activity; DNA binding
Source: RefSeq, a predicted model, not a curated record